GCGAAUCUAUGGAAGGUCGGGUACGUUCAGCACGCCGGGCUGACACCCGCCCCUUUAGCCAAAUCCUGUCCGAUGGUACGCAGGAGGAUCAUGACCGCACUUCCAGUGUUGCGAGUCCACCACGUACCUCCAGGAAAGGCAGAAAGGGUGCUGGGUCAGGCCGUGCACGUGCCUACGCCGAAAUCCCAGAAUACGACAACCUCCCGAAGCCCAAGCAGGCUAUGAACCAGCAACAUCGUGACCGCAUGGCCAGGAAGCGUCAACUGCGUGACCGUAGCCAGGCGAGUCGAAGCCCUUCACAGGGACAGCCAAGAGCAGCCAUCGCCUACGCAGUCAACGCAGUGAACCUUCCUCAGCAGCAGUACCCGUCUGACAGCGGUGAAGAGACCCGAACAUGCUGGUCCUUCAUGGUCAGACUGUGUCGCUGCUGUGCUAAACGGCUUUUUAGGAGAGGCAGCACAAGAAGGGCAGAAGAGGACAGGCUGAGGGAGCUCAGACUUCUGGAGGAGGAGAGGAAAGUGAUGGAGCUGCAGAGGCAGUUUCAGGAGAUCAGGCAAAGAAUGGACAGGAGGCUGGAGAAGGCUGCAACCAAGUUUGAGAUGAAAGAGAGAAAGAGAGCGGAAGAGAAGAAAGAACAGCAACUGCUGCGAGAGGAAGUGCAGGACAAAUAUGACAACGAGGCGGCAGCAGCAGGUCAGCUGAGCCGGGGGCUGACGCGGCAAGAAAUGAAGAAGGAGUUGAAGAGGCUCCAAAAGCUGGAGAGGAAUCUUUCUGUUCGGCUGGACAGACUGGAACAGAGGCAGAACAUGUCUGAACCAGCACCAUGGACCAGCAGCACUGGUGAUGAAGUAGUCGAGGUAAUGGAGACACCGCCACACCUCCUACGCUCUAGUAAACAAAAGCAGAUGACAACACCAAGAGAGAUUGAGAGAUCGGCAGCGAUGGCGAGGAAGAGAGAGAGCACGUCUGCACCAUGGACCAGCAGCGCCAGCAGACCAGUGAAGGGUGAGAACAACAGUGUGGAGCUGGGACAAUGGGAACUGGACAGGCUGCGUCAGCAUCAGCUGGAGUUGCAAUGUCAGGAGAUGGAACACAGGCUUGCUGUGGAGAAAGCUGUGCAGCUCAACAGGCACAAGGAAGACAUGAGGGAGAUGGAACGUCAGUGGAAGCUGCAGGAUGGUGCAAAGAAGAAGAAAGGAAGUGAACAACAACUAGAAAGGCAAAGAAAAAUGGCAAAGAGAGCGGAGGAAGAAUUGGUAAGCCUGAUAGAACAGCUACAGAACUCUAACGUGAAGCAGCAGAAAUCUGACAUGAAGACGAAAGAGUACAUGCAAAUAACAGCUAGACAACAAAAGCUUUGCAGCCAGAAUAUUCCGAGAGAAGCAGAGGCGUGGAAAGUCGAACCCCCUGACAUGGUACAGCCAGAGCCACAGAGAAAAGCCAACGGAGAGAGCACUACUAAACAGCAAUUGGAGAACACAGUGCUGAGCGCUGAAAAUAAGCAUCCGAUGGAAAUGCAAAUAUGGCUUAAAAUGCAACAACAGCUGCAGGCCAUGAAGCACAAAUUUAAGAUGGAGGGAAAUAUGGACGCUGAGAGAUAUGAACAAAGAUGGAAGAGAAUGGAGGGAGAACAGCAACGGGAAUGGGAGAAAAUGGUGCUUGAGCUCCACAGAAUGCUGACAGAAGAAAAGCAACAGCAAGUGGUGUGGAAGCCGCACAAGGAACAGAAGAACAUCGCAAAAGAGGCUCCCACUCGAGUGGAUAUACAGACCAUGCCUGAGAAGAAAGAAAUAGCCAUCGCGAAAGAGAUAGGCGAGGAAAGAAAGCUGGAGAAAGUGGAGAACAUCAGAACAGAGGCUUUCACACAAUUGGAAAUUCCAUCCAAGCCUGAGAAGAAAGAAACAAUGAUGAUGGAAGAGACCAACGAGAAAGAUAUAAUUUAUGAAGGUGAACAAGCAGAAGAAACAUCUGAGGAGAAGCCAGUGAUGGAAAAAGUAGAACCAACCCAAGGAAAUCAAAUAACAACUUUCACAGAAAGUGAAGAAAGCCUAAAACAUGCUCAAUUCGCACCUGAAGACACACCUCCUGAAAUCGAGAGCAAGGUGUCAGUAAAGACAGGUGUUGAAGAGAACAGAGGCUAUGGAGGGAUUGAACAACCAAAACAGACAAUGUGCCAGAAAACGUGUGGGAUGGAAUGGCUGACAGAGUACAGACAAAAAAGAGAACAGGAGAGAAAUGGCUUGCAAUCAGAGAAGACAGAAACAAACAACACAAUUAUGGUAAGACCAACAACAAGGAAUAUGGCAAGACAGGCUGAUGCUGACAGAGGAAGUAAGCCAGACGCCAAACAGGUCAAGAGCAAGGGUAUGGAUUGGCUGUGUGAAAUAAAGCCAGAGAAAGAUCUCCUUCAUACAGGAUGCCAAGCGAGGCCUGUGGUGGCAGGAAGAAGGCAAAGGGCAUGUGAACCAGCAGCAGAAAAGGCACAGCUUGAACCUGUUGUUCACAAGGACCUGGAUGAUAUGGACUGGUUUGGAGAUAUGGCCGUCAAGAACAGAGAAAACAAACGAGCUGAGACCAACAGGAGACACCAGCAGAGCAGGCAGAAGAGCAUGCUAAUGUUGCAGGGUUUCACUAACCAACCAGAAAAGAAGAAAGAUGAAAACAACAAAGGCAUGAAUGUAAGAUCUAGACAUGCAACAACAACACACGCAGAUGCUGCUGAUGAAGGAUGGCUUUUAGAUGAGAAAACACCACGAGACACCAAACAGUCAAUAUUUAGCCAGAGAAGCCAUCAGAAGAUGGACUGGCUGUGUGAAUCCAAGACACAACAACUUAUGGAAUCACACAGUGUUACCGCCGCCACUGUGGUAGCAAGAAGGCGAAUGACCCAAGAAUCAGCCAUUGAGAAUACAGACACACCUAAGCACAAGGAGCUGAGCGAUGACUGGCUUGGUAAUAUCAACAAAGAUGACAAACAGGCCAACAUUAACAUGAGGCAUCAGCAGAACAGAGAGCCGAGCAGACGCGAGCUACAGAAGAAACAGAUUGAUCUGGCAGAGCAAACAGCAAAAGACAACAUCAUGGUAGUAGCACCAAACGUGAGAAAUCCUGUUGAUAAAAAAAUAGACGCUGAGGUCAAUAAGCAAGAGAUGGAAUGGCCAAACACAAGCAAGGAAUGGUGGAGUGAGUUGAAACGUAACAAUCAGAGGAAGCUGAUGGGAAAUCAGCGAAAGCAAGAGACUUUUGGGGUUCAUGUCAGUAAGCCAAAGGAGCAGGCCAGAGAACUGGAAGGACAAAGAAUAACAUCAAGAGGAUUACUUGACAAUAUGAGCUGUACCCAAUCAAAGAAAACUGAAGACACAGUUGUUGAGGAGAAGACAAAGGUGUCAGAAAAGGCAGCAGCUAUGACACGGCUAGACAACAGCAAGCAGAGUCAAAUCACUGGAGCACGUCAGACAACAGACCGCUGGUUUGGCGAAUGGAUGAAGACCAAAAAAAGUGCUAAAAAGCUUGACGAGGUGAGAAAGGAGAAGGAUCGCACAGUGUUGAGUGAGACGAGGUGCCCUCCCAGCAGAGAGGAAAACAGGAAGAGAGGCAAUGUGGAGACUCUGGUCACCAAUGUCUUGAUGGUGACUGAGGUGCAAGACAGCCAAGUCACAGCAGAGAAGGCGCAAAGCAAUGGGAGAUCUGGGUUGUGGGACAACCUGAAGGGUGAACUGCUCAUACAACCAUGCGGAUCACGGACAGAGGCGAGCCAACAGCUUGACUUUGGGGACAUAGCACUGUCCACCACAAAAAGGAAGGUCGUCUCUCCACUGCAACAGACUACGACACAGCAGAGGGCAUCUAGCAUUGAUAUAAUUCAAAACAAAAAGUUUGAGCUGGAUGAUGAUGAUGGAUUAGAAUCUAUCACUUUGGAGGAAGAGAGAAAACCUCAGAUUUGGUUGACAAAGGCCAUUAACACAACAGCAAAACCACAGAGAACAACAAAUACUCUGGACUCAAACCAGAUAUCAAGAGUGUUGCUGAAUAACCCAACAGACAAACAGGCAAAGGAGAAGAGACAGGUGGAGCACGAUUCCCAUGAGAAGGAGCAGGAGAAAGACAGACAGAGAGAGGCUCACAAAGAUGAGGAACUAAGAAGCGUGAUGAAACAGGGGGAGACAAGGGAAGACAACACAGAGGACGAAAAAUCAGCCUACUGCAGCAAGAGUCCAUCUGUGGUCAUUCUCAGUUGUCCCUCAUUGGAUGCAGACAGUGAGAAGGGUAGUGUGGAGGAGAAGUGGCAGCAGAUUACCUCUGCUGUUAUAGCUGAAGAACGGGUACAGCCUGCGGAAGAGGAGAAACUCCUGCAUGAUGACACAGAGGACCACCUGGGGACGCUGGAGAAGAGUCCCUCUCUAGUCAACCUCUUGGCCUGCUCUUCAGAUGCCAGUGGUGGUGAAGAGGGAGAUGGCAGGUCUGAGACCGCCUCUUUGGCACCGUAUGAAACAGCAGAUGAUGUUGACAAGAGCGUGAGGAGGAGGGUCCUUAAGUGGCUGAACAACAAAGCAAAGGACUACUACAGCAAGAAGAUCGAAAAGACGUUCAAGAGAGAGCAGGAGGAAGGGCACGAGCUAUAUGCACCAUGGUUCAGUACAAACAUACUGAUGAGAUCAGAAAGGGAGCAGAAGAAGAGGAAGGGGCUGUUGAAGGCUGAGGAGAUGCGGCAGCGCCUGGAGAGUUCCCUCCUCAAGUGGGAGGCCAAACGGGCUCAGAAGAGGGCUCUAAGGAUGGAGGAAGCCUACAGCUUAGACAGGGAACCCGACGACUUGUGGUUCUGUGAGGACCUUCUGUAAAGCGGGAUUGUCAGGUG
Molecule: messenger RNA, 4855 nt
Organism: Engraulis encrasicolus (European anchovy)
Lineage: Eukaryota; Metazoa; Chordata; Actinopteri; Clupeiformes; Engraulidae
Product: trichohyalin-like
Exons: 3
Coding region: 9-4838 (1609 amino acids)
Source: RefSeq, a predicted model, not a curated record